Molecule: messenger RNA, 963 nt
Organism: Effrenium voratum
Lineage: Eukaryota; Dinophyceae; Suessiales; Symbiodiniaceae
Source: the annotation of a GenBank genome assembly
AUGGCGCGAAAUAAAAUUGCCUUGAUCGGCUCAGGUCAGAUCGGUGGCACGCUCGCUCAUCUGGCAGGUUUGAAGGAACUGGGAGACAUCGUUCUCUUCGAUAUCGCGGAAGGUGUGCCGCAGGGCAAGGCCCUGGACCUGGCAGAGUCUUCCCCGGUAGACGGCUUCGAUGCCAAGCUGGCCGGUGCAAACGGCUAUGAAGCGAUCAGCGGAUCGGACGUGGUCAUCGUGACUGCGGGCGUGCCGCGCAAGCCGGGCAUGAGCCGCGACGAUCUUCUGGAAAUCAACCUGAAGGUCAUGGAACAGGUCGGAGCCGGCAUCGCCAAACAUGCGCCUGAUGCGUUCGUCAUCUGCAUCACCAACCCGCUGGAUGCAAUGGUCUGGGCCCUGCAGAAGUUCUCCGGGCUGCCGAAGAACAAGGUCGUCGGCAUGGCCGGUGUGCUCGACAGCGCCCGCUUCCGGUAUUUCCUUGCGGAGGAAUUCAACGUUUCCGUUGAAGACGUGACGGCAUUCGUUCUGGGUGGUCACGGCGACACGAUGGUGCCGUUGACCCGCUAUUCGACAAUUGCCGGUAUCCCGUUGCCGGAUCUGGUCAAGAUGGGCUGGUGCACCGCCGAGCGUCUGGACGAAAUCGUUCAGCGCACACGUGAUGGCGGCGCCGAGAUCGUCGGCCUUUUGAAAACCGGUUCGGCUUUCUACGCCCCGGCGGCUUCCGCCAUCGCGAUGGCGGAAAGCUAUCUGAAGGACAAGAAACGUGUCCUGCCAUGCGCGGCCGCCCUCGACGGUCAGUAUGGCCUGAAAGACACAUAUGUCGGCGUCCCGGUUGUCAUUGGGGCCGGCGGUGUCGAACGCGUCAUCGAAAUCGACCUUCAGGGCGAGGAGAAGGCCAACUUCGAAAAGUCCGUCGGUUCGGUCGACGGUCUGGUUGAAGCCUGUAAGAAAAUUCAGCCGGCGCUCGCCUAA